UGAAGAAAGGAAGAAACUUAUCAUCUUCCAUACAUUCGAACAAGCUUCAUCCACAAUUUAAGGCCCCAUAUCAACAUAUCCAACAGAAACAGCACAUGGAUUUGCCUUCGGUUGUUAGAGGCAAAAAUUCAGCUACAACUCAAAGCCUCAGUCCAGCCUCUUGUAUAAAUAAUCCCCCUUCCAUAAGACUUCUCGUCAUCAAUCACAAGCAUUAUCCUUUCAGCUAUCAAACGUCUCCAACUUUCUUGUAACCAAUCUUCAAAAGAAAAAGACAAUGCUCAGUGCUAAGAAGCUCAUCAAGAUGGCUAAGAAAUGGCAGAAGUUUGCAGCCAUGCAGAGGAAGAGGAUUUCAAUUCCAAGAAAUGGAAAUGAUGCAGACAGUUCUAGUACUUCUUCAUCAUUUGUAGCUGGAAAAGGCCAGUUUGUAGUAUAUACUACAGAUCAAAGGUGCUUUGUGAUUCCAUUGGCUUAUCUGGAAAAUGAGCUCAUUUUGCAACUUUUAAACAUGUCGGAAGAAGAGUUUGGUCUGCCAAGUGGCGGCCCUAUUAAAUUACCGUGUGAUUCAGCUUUCAUCGACUACAUUGUUUCACUAAUCAAGAAAGGUGCAGCUGCUGGAGAUCUUCACAAAGCAUUGCUCCAAUCGAUUAAUUCAUGUUGUUGUUCAACUUAUUCUUUGAACCAAGAAUUGGGGAACCAACAUCUCCUUGUUUUUUAGUCAUGAUCAUUAACUUAGUAAAUGAUAGUUCCAAAUAGAUUGACUAGCAGAUGAAAAGUAGGCAAUUGUAGUUGUGUAGUAUCAGAUGGAAUAAAGCUUUAUCUGAAAUUUUACACUGAAGAGUUACAAAAUU
Molecule: messenger RNA, 848 nt
Organism: Lycium barbarum (goji berry)
Lineage: Eukaryota; Viridiplantae; Streptophyta; Magnoliopsida; Solanales; Solanaceae
Product: auxin-responsive protein SAUR68-like
Exons: 1
Coding region: 275-715 (146 amino acids)
Biological process (GO): response to auxin
Source: RefSeq, a predicted model, not a curated record